GCGCGGAUUUGACGAUUGAUCACGAUGACGGCUCUUUUCAACUUCCAGUCACUGCUACUUGUGAUUCUGCUCAUAAUCUGUACGAGCAGCUAUGCACACUCAAUCAUGCCCGGAAUCAUGGAUCGGAAUCAGAAUGGGGUCUUUGGGAUCUUCUGGAAAUGUGCAAGAGUUGGAGAGCGGCUCAGCCCGUCUCGAUCUUCUUUGGUGGUU
Molecule: messenger RNA, 210 nt
Organism: Penicillium bovifimosum
Lineage: Eukaryota; Fungi; Ascomycota; Eurotiomycetes; Eurotiales; Aspergillaceae
Product: protein kish
Exons: 4
Biological process (GO): intracellular transport; protein secretion
Source: RefSeq, a predicted model, not a curated record